GUCAAGUGCCCGUGACGUCAGGGCAGGAAGUGUUUGAGGAAGUGGCGCUGGGCUGGCUGCGUGGGGACCCCGAGUUUUCAUGUCCUCAGCGGGUGUCGCUGGCGGCCCCGCGGCCCCCGGGGCAGAGUUAGCAGGGCAUCGAUAUGAGCUGGUCGCCUUCCCUCCCAACCCAGACGUGUGGGGCCUGGGAAAUGAAAGAACGCCUCGGGACCGGGGGAUUUGGAAAUGUCAUCAGGUGGCACAAUCAGGCGACAGGUGAACAGAUUGCCAUCAAGCAAUGCCGACAGGAGCUCAGCCCAAAGAACAGAGAUCGCUGGUGCCUAGAGAUCCAGAUCAUGAGAAGGCUGAACCAUCCCAAUGUGGUGGCUGCCCGGGAUGUCCCAGAGGGGAUGCAGAACUUGGCACCUAAUGAUUUGCCUCUGCUGGCCAUGGAGUACUGCCAAGGAGGAGAUCUGCGAAGAUACUUGAACCAGUUUGAGAACUGCUGUGGCCUGCGGGAAGGGGCCAUCCUCACUCUGCUGAGUGACAUCGCGUCGGCACUUAGAUACCUUCAUGAAAACAGAAUCAUCCAUCGAGAUCUGAAGCCAGAAAACAUCGUUCUGCAGCAAGGGGAGAAAAGAUUAAUACACAAAAUUAUUGAUCUAGGAUAUGCCAAGGAGCUGGAUCAGGGCAGUCUGUGCACUUCAUUUGUGGGGACCCUGCAAUACCUGGCCCCGGAGCUUCUGGAGCAGCAGAAGUACACCGUGACUGUUGACUACUGGAGCUUUGGCACCCUGGCCUUCGAGUGCAUCACUGGCUUCCGGCCCUUUCUCCCGAACUGGCAGCCUGUGCAGUGGCACUCCAAAGUCCGGCAGAAGAGCGAAGUGGACAUCGUUGUUAGUGAAGACCUGAAUGGAGCAGUAAAGUUUUCAAGUUCGCUACCCUUCCCCAAUAAUCUUAACAGUGUCCUGGCCGAACGUCUGGAGAAGUGGCUGCAGCUGAUGCUCAUGUGGCACCCGCGGCAAAGGGGCACAGAUCCCCAGUACGGUCCCAAUGGCUGUUUCAGAGCCCUAGAUGACAUCUUGAACUUGAAGCUGGUUCAUAUCUUGAACAUGGUCACAGGCACCAUUCACACGUACCCCGUGACAGAGGAUGAGAGUCUGCAGAGCUUAAAAACCAGAAUCCGGGAAGACACAGGGAUCCUGGAGACAGACCAGGAGCUGCUGCAAGAGGCAGGGCUGGUGCUGCUCCCCGACAAGCCUGCUACUCAGUGCAUCUCAGAGAGCAAGACAAAUGAGGGUCUCACGUUGGACAUGGAUCUUGUUUUUCUCUUUGACAACAGUAAAAUCACCUAUGAGACCCAGAUCACCCCCCGACCCCAACCGGAAAGUGUCAGCUGUAUCCUUCAGGAGCCCAAGCGGAACCUCUCCUUCUUCCAGCUGAGGAAAGUGUGGGGCCAAGUCUGGCACAGUAUCCAGACCCUGAAGGAGGACUGCAACCGGCUGCAGCAGGGACAGCGAGCGGCCAUGAUGAAUCUCCUUCGGAAUAACAGCUGCCUCUCCAAGAUGAAGAACGCCAUGGCCUCCAUGGCCCAGCAGCUCAAGGCCAAGCUGGACUUCUUCAAAACCAGCAUCCAGAUUGACCUGGAGAAGUAUAGAGAACAGACAGAGUUUGGGAUCACAUCAGAUAAACUGCUGCUGGCUUGGCGGGAAAUGGAGCAGGCUGUGGAGCAGUGUGGGCGGGAGAACGACGUGAAGCUUCUAGUAGAGCGGAUGAUGGCACUGCAGACUGACAUUGUGGACCUACAGAGGAGCCCGAUGGGUCGGAAGCAGGGGGGCACCCUGGAUGACCUAGAGGAACAAGCGAGGGAGCUCUAUAGAAGACUCAGGGAGAAGCCAAGAGACCAAAGGACAGAAGGUGACAGCCAGGAAAUGGUACGGCUGCUGCUUCAGGCAAUUCAAAGCUUCGAGAAGAAAGUGCGGGUGAUUUAUACACAGCUCAGUAAGACCGUGGUUUGUAAGCAGAAGGCACUGGAGUUGCUCCCCAAAGUAGAAGAGGUAGUGAGCCUUAUGAACGAGGAUGAGAAGACCGUGGUCCGGCUUCAGGAGAAGCGGCAGAAGGAGCUCUGGAACCUCCUGAAGAUCGCCUGUAGCAAAGUCCGAGGUCCAGUGAGUGGAAGCCCAGACAGCAUGAAUGUGUCCCGACUUAGUCACCCUGGUCAGCUAAUGUCUCAGCCUUCCAGUACCUGUGACAGCUUACCUGAAUCAGACAAGAAAAGUGAAGAGCUGGUGGCCGAAGCCCACGCCCUCUGCUCCAGGCUAGAAAGUGCGCUGCAAGACACCGUGAAGGAGCAAGACCGCAGCUUCACGACUCUAGACUGGAGCUGGUUACAGAUGGAGGAUGAAGAAAGGUGUAGCCUGGAGCAAGCCUGUGACUGAUGUGCCCAUGAGCUGGCCCGUGGCUCUGCAUGUGAUGCUGUUCUGGUAUCUCCAGGUGGAAAUCUCACUCCCCCAGGUUCUGUGAUGCUUGCCUGCAGCAGCCUAGGCUGGCUGUGUCUACACACUGGACUUCCUCUACAACAGAAGCACAACAAUGCAGCUACAAGCACUUGCAGCAACGACACUUCAUAGCUGCUGUACAAAGAAAGCCACACAGAGAAAUGACAAAUGUCUAUUUUCAGUGUUUCCAGGCAGCAGCCAGCCUGUCCCCUUUGAACUCCUGGGGGAAGGAGCCCUGCCCUACCCAUCCCUCCUCACCUUACAGCUGGGGCAUCAUCUGGGUAUCAUUAUUCAGAUGAUGUCUCUUGGGCUCAAAGGUGUAUUUCCACAGUAUACCAUCACUAGUACUUCUGAGCUCAAAAUUCAACAUCAUGGGGAAGUUUGUAAAAUUGAAUAGUGUGUCUAGAUUAUGAGCCAUUUUAAUACCACACAAAACUUGUGUGUUUGUGUGCAUGUGUGUGUGUAAAAGCAAAACAGGCUCAGGUUAUUAUAGACAGGUAUACUUGAUUAGAGAAUAAAUAACGCUGGGACAGAGAAAUGUCAGAGUGGUCACCGCAGAGACAGUAUGAAGCCUCGAUGGUCAAAUGAGUUCAGAGGGGCUGCAUGGUUUGAUAAUUUCUUAGAGAUUGAUACUGUGCACUGGUAAACUAUCUGAAAACUCUGACAAUAAAGAUGCUGGCUUAAGCUCAGCGUAAACAUCCCCCCACCCCCGAGUAAUGUCAUUAACUAUAGAGUCCUACCCUUCAUGUGUGCUCAGUGUUUAGACAUCCUGGAAAGGGCAGAGUGGGAACUAAGACCAGAAAAGAUCGGAUGAGACCAGACUAGGAAGGGAAUGGAUGCUGGGCUGAGAAAGCUGUGGUUUAACAAACUGUUGGUAGGCAUGGGAAAACUUUAUGCAAGAAAAAUGACAUUAACCCAAA
Messenger RNA from Mastomys coucha (southern multimammate mouse), 3397 nucleotides. It is a transcript of the gene Ikbkb, whose product is annotated as inhibitor of nuclear factor kappa B kinase subunit beta. NCBI's taxonomy places the organism in Eukaryota, Metazoa, Chordata, Mammalia, Rodentia, Muridae. Gene Ontology annotation, molecular function: ATP binding; IkappaB kinase activity. Gene Ontology annotation, cellular component: IkappaB kinase complex; cytoplasm. The transcript has 22 exons. The record is from RefSeq and is a predicted model, not a curated record. Bases 144 to 2417 code for a protein of 757 amino acids. Gene Ontology annotation, biological process: peptidyl-serine phosphorylation; positive regulation of transcription by RNA polymerase II; tumor necrosis factor-mediated signaling pathway.